CCAUCCUGACCGUAGAUGUGUUUGGCUCGUGCAGGCGUGAAGUUCAACACGUGUUUAUUAGACCCAAAAGCUGGUAAACCAUAAUAUUUCCGAAUCACCAAAUCAUCGGAGUAGUGAUAAAUUGUUUAGUUUAUCUCGGAGAAUAUUUUUGUACAAGUAUAAAUUAUUGAAUUAAUUAUGGAGAACGGAAAAUCCGAAGAGAAGCCAUUGGUGGCCCCAGAAGUGAAGCCGGUGGUAGAGGAAAAAGUUGAAGCCAUGGAAACUAAGGAAAAUGUCGGUGAAAAAGCACCAGAGGAGGCGACAGAAGCUGCUGAGAAUCAAGAGGCAGCAUCUCCAGAGCUUUUGGAGAAAAUAAAAUCACAAAUUGAGUUUUACUUUGGUAAUUGCAACAUGCAACGGGAUAAAUUCCUCAUUGAUCAAGUGAAACUGGACGAGGGAUGGAUUCCAAUGAGCAUAAUGUUGAAAUUCAAAGCUCUGGCAACUAUCAGUCAGAACGUAGAGACCAUUCUGAAGGCGCUUGAGAGUAGUGAACUCAUGGAGGUCUCAGCCGAUAAGAAGAAGAUCAGACGCAAUCCAGAGAAGCCACUGCCAGUGUACGAUGAAGCUUACAAAAAGGCCGGGGAGGAGAGAUCUGUUUACUGCAAGGGCUUCCCACUGCAGGGAACCACUGUCCAGAUUCUCAAGGAGUUUUUCAAAGACUUUCCCUCUCAUGAAACAAUUUUCAUGAGGAGGUAUCCCGACAAAGACAAGACCCAAUUCUUUUUCAAAGGUUCAAUCUUCAUCCAGUUUGAGACCCUGGAGGGUGCGAAAGAUUUCAUGGCUCGGGAGUCGGUUAAAUAUGAAGAUAAGGAGCUCAUUAGAAAAUGGAAGAAUGAUUAUCUGCUUGAGAAGAAGAAAGAGGCUGAAGGAAGGAAGAACAAAAGAGGAGAGGGGAAAGCAAAGAAGACUGAAAAGGAAGAAGAAACUAUGGAGACAGAUGAGCCUGAAGAUGAAUUCCCCUUACCCACAGGUGCAGUUUUAAGUUUCACAGGGGCUGGGGAAGGCACUCUGAGGGAGGACAUCAAGGCGGCUUUAGCCAAAUUUGCAGAGAUUAGUCCAGAAGAAAUUGCUUAUAUGGAUUAUGAGAAGGGAAACACAGGCGGUAAGAUACGUUUUCGUGGAGCGGGCACUGCUACGAAGGUUUUCAAGAAAUUUGUCGAUAAACAGUUGACAGUCAAGACGAGUAAACUGGACGUCCAUCUUCUCGAGGGUGAGGAGGAGGAGGAGUACCUGAAAAAAGUCAAGGAGCAGAUGAACCAGAAAAAACAGAAAAUAAAGAAUAACAAGCGUGGCCGACCAAAGAGAGGGCGUGGUGGAGGUGCCAGAGGCAAGAAGCGGGGUGGCAGUCCACUUCGUGAUGUCUCAUCUAAGAAAGCUGCUAAGACUUCAUAAUUGAUUUUCAGUACGUUUUGUUAAAAAUAACGAAUUAAUAUUUUUUGUUCUUAUUCUGAUCACUUCUUUACGUUCCUUAGUUUUGAAAACUAAGCUUCUAUCCCAUAAUUUUUACUCAGGAUUUGAAUACCAUUAUCUUAAGAGAAUAUGUAUAUGUCAGUUUUCAUUAAAAUUCAUGAGCUUUAUAAA
This is a messenger RNA of Diachasmimorpha longicaudata, 1620 nucleotides long. It is a transcript of the gene La, whose product is annotated as la protein homolog. Gene Ontology annotation, biological process: tRNA processing. The transcript is spliced from 6 exons. Gene Ontology annotation, molecular function: mRNA binding. Lineage: Eukaryota; Metazoa; Arthropoda; Insecta; Hymenoptera; Braconidae. The record is from RefSeq and is a predicted model, not a curated record. Gene Ontology annotation, cellular component: ribonucleoprotein complex; nucleus. The coding region runs from base 178 to 1431 and encodes 417 amino acids.